AUGCAGGCUACAGAUAAUAGUGACUCAAUCCACUGUGGAAGUGGAGAGAAGAGAAAGUCAGGAGAAUUUGCUGAGAAACGUGAUGAAGAGUAUGAGAGAAAGGAGUCACAGCUAACCAAAGCACACUUCGGAAAGACGCUCAACGCAUACUGCAACCCAACUGAUGUAGUCGGUCCUCCUAAUCAAAAGGGGGCGCUGUGGGUUACUGCCAGUCCGCCCAAGCCGCCCACUUUCUCCGGCCAGGCUGCACCUUCUCCCUCAAGGCGGCAGAGGACGUGUGCGAGUCGCGAGGAGAUUCCUCGAGGGGCGGGUCCUGCGCGAGGGGCGGGGCCUACGGGAAAAUUUGCAGUGGUGAGGAAAUGUAUAAAGAAAGAUUCUGGAAAAGAAUUUGCAGCAAAGUUCAUGAGAAAAAGAAGAAAAGGCCAAGAUUGUCGGAUGGAGAUAAUUCAUGAGAUUGCUGUACUUGAACUAGCACAGGACAGUCCUUGGGUCAUUAAUUUACAUGAAGUAUAUGAGACUCCAUCAGAAAUGAUCUUGGUUCUGGAAUAUGCUGCUGGGGGUGAAAUCUUUGACCAGUGUGUGGCUGACCGAGAAGACGCCUUUAAAGAAAAAGAUGUUCAGAGGCUCAUGAGACAGAUUUUAGAAGGCGUCCACUUUUUACAUACUCAUGAUGUAGUUCAUCUUGAUCUGAAGCCUCAGAAUAUUCUGCUGACCAGUGAAUGUCCAUUGGGUGACAUUAAGAUAGUUGAUUUUGGCCUCUCAAGAAUAGUGAAGAACAGUGAAGAGCUUCGGGAAAUUAUGGGUACUCCUGAAUAUGUUGCUCCUGAAAUUCUUAGUUAUGAUCCUAUCAGCAUGGCAACAGAUAUGUGGAGCAUUGGUGUGCUAGCAUAUGUCAUGCUUACAGGAGUAUCGCCUUUCUUAGGCGAUAAUAAACAAGAAACGUUCUUGAACAUCUCACAGAUGAAUUUAAGCUAUUCUGAGGAAGAAUUUGAUGGUGUGUCUGAGUCGGCUGUAGACUUCAUCAAGGGCCUUUUACUUAAGAAACCUGAAGACCGAGCCACUGCUGAGGAGUGUCUCAGACACCCGUGGUUGACCCCGAGCAGUAUUCCUAGUCCACACAAAGUGAAGGGAGCAGUGGAAGCAGCAAGCAUCUUGCAAGAAGGUGAUUCUGGGGCUGACGUUGGCAAAGAUGCUGAGAAGCCAGAAUCUGAAGGAUCGCUUGUGACAGAGGAGUUAAUUGUAGUUACUUCGUAUACUUUAGGACAAUGCAGACAGUCUGAGAAAGAGAAAAUGGAUCAAAAAGCCAUUUCUAAACGAUUCAAAUUUGAGGAACCACUGCUACAAGAAAUUCCAGGAGAAUUUAUCUACUGAGCUGUUCUCCCGUUAAAACUUUUAAGAUUUCUCCAUUGGAAUGUUAAUAUUAUUUAUGGACCUCUGAGGCUGGGUGUGGUGAAAAAACACAAUUUUGUCACGCUUUCAGAGUUAAGUGAAUCAAACCAGGUUUAUACAAUUGCCAGGCACCAAUUUAACAGGUAAAGCUGUCUGUUUCAGUGUUCUAUUUUAAGAAGAAAGCUGUUUGUACCUUUCAACAUCCCAUUUCUCUAGACUGAGACUUAUGUACAAAGAUACUUGUAUUUACUUUAAAAGGCCAAGUAAAAAUGCCACAGUGACACUUCCAGUAGAUCUCUUCUGCGUUAUUGUGUGAACCUGUACCUGCGUGUAUGUAUUUACUAAAACAGAUCAUUGUUUCAUUUUGGAUUUGUUUGGGAGGAUAAGAUUUCCAUUUAUAUACCUUUAAAUUUUGAAGAUGUACAGUAUGUAACUACAUUAAGUGCAUUUGGCUUCUUUAUAUUGUCUGGUUUUGCCUAAUGCUUAUAAUUUAUCAGUUGCUAAUUUUUUUUCUCUUCAGUAUCACUCAAGUGAUUUUUCAUCUCUGAAAUUGUUUUGGUUCUCUGUCAGCGGGUGAUAUUAAAACAUGUGUCUUUUUCCCUCUUUAUAC
Molecule: messenger RNA, 1999 nt
Organism: Octodon degus (degu)
Lineage: Eukaryota; Metazoa; Chordata; Mammalia; Rodentia; Octodontidae
Gene: Stk17a
Product: serine/threonine kinase 17a
Exons: 8
Coding region: 1-1371 (456 amino acids)
Biological process (GO): positive regulation of apoptotic process; intracellular signal transduction; protein phosphorylation
Cellular component (GO): nucleus
Molecular function (GO): ATP binding; protein serine/threonine kinase activity
Source: RefSeq, a predicted model, not a curated record